UUAAUCUUCAUGUUAUGAUUCUCUCGUGACCAAAUUAUCGGGCUGAGGUAACUAUGUAGAAUAUGGCUGACCCAGACGACCCAGCUACUGACGGUGGCUUAGCCCAAGCGGUAAAUGAGGAGGUCAUAGUGAGUCUUCCUGCCGUGGCUGCGGCUGUGGCGGCGGCUACAACCAUAUCUACAGGAACGCACAGCUCCACGGCUUCUCAGGCUACCAUAGCCUCCACACUUUCUAGUUCCUCUACAAUGAAUGCUACACCCCCUCCUGAUGGCGAUGAGGUCGGCGAACGGGGGCCAGGGGACGGGAGAGAGGCAGGGCAGGAGGAGCUUCUGGAGAUUAAUAGUGACGAAGAAAAUGAGCAGUCGUCGUCUACAAACGAUGGCACAAAUUCGGCCGACCCUGCUUCUGAGCGCUCGCACACAGUAGUCUCGGAUUCGAGUACUGAUGGCAGUGGCGGAGGUGGCAGUGGCAAUGCGGGCGGACAGGCAUCUGCCCUCUUACCCUGGGGUGCAAGGAAGGAGAGGGCUCAGUUCCCUGCCACAGUCCACGUUGACACAGACUUGCGCCCAGGAGAGUUUGUCAUGCGGACCUUGUUUGCCGAGUUCACAGUCAUGGCUGACAAGAAGAUCGAAGCAGUCAUGCAAGAACCUUUGGAACGUAGUCUAUCUAAGAGCUUGCAGCGAGGUGAAGAUCCAACAUUUGAUCAGCUGUUAUUAGCAUUUGGAUGUGUCGCUGAACAUUGUCUGCCCUCUCUGCUGCGAACCCUCUUCUCCUGGUACGAUCGGCAGGGAGUGGAAUGGGGCGCAACAGACAGCAAAUAUAAACAGGAUCCUAGCAAGAGCAAAGGGGUUGAUGCAGGCUCAAAUGUUGACCGGGAAACUAUACAGGAACGCAGAGACCUUGCGGUGGAAUUCAUAUUUUGUUUAGUGCUCAUUGAAGUGUUGAGACAGUUGGCAGUGCAUCCUGGACAUGAUGACUUGGUGCGCCACAUAGAAGAUAUUGCUUUUAAGCACUUCAAGUAUAGGGAAGGGGUUCAAAAUAAUCCCAACGGUGCCAAUAUCAACACCAUUGCUGACUUGUAUGCCGAGGUCAUUGGUGUCCUGGCACAGUCGCGCUUCCAGUCGGUCAGAAGACGAUUCAUGGCAGAACUGAAAGAGCUGCGGGCAAGAGAACAGUCAUCAGUCACAACGCAAAGCAUUACUUCUCUCUUGAUGGGGAUGAAGUUCUUUAGGGUUAAGAUGGUGCCAAUUGAGGAGUUUGAAGCCUCUUUUCAGUUCAUGCAAGAAUGUGCUCAGUAUUUCUUAGAAGUUCGAGACAAAGAUAUCAAGCAUACCUUGGCUGGGCUUUUUGUGGAGAUUCUGGUUCCAGUUGCCGCUACUGUAAAACAUGAAGUGAAUGUGCCCUGUCUGAAGUACUUUGUGGAGAUGCUGUAUUCUACGACCUUAGACAUGGCAACAAGGAACAAGCACCGCUUACCUAUCUUCCCGCUUGUUACUUGUUUACUGUGUGUAUCACAGAAAACCUUUUUCUUGAGCAACUGGCACUAUUUUCUUGCAAUGUGUCUGCAGCAUCUGAAAAACAGAGAUCCUAAAAUGUCCCGUGUAGCUCUAGAGUCACUGUAUCGCCUGCUGUGGGUCUACAUGAUCAGGAUCAAGUGCGAGAGCAAUUCAGCCACUCACUCUCGACUAGCUAGCAUCGUCAACUCCCUCUUCCCAAAAGGUUCCAAGGGAGUUGUCCCAAGAGAUACUCCACUCAAUAUAUUUGUGAAAAUCAUUCAGUUUAUUGCCCAGGAAAGACUAGACUUCGCAAUGCGGGAAAUCGUCUUUGACCUGCUCUCUGUGGGACGUCAGAUCAAGAUCAUCAUGACCCCAGAGCGCAUGUCUAUUGGCCUGCGAGCUUUCCUGGUUGUGGCAGACAGCCUCCAACAGAAAGAAGGUGACCCCCCGAUGCCGCGCACAGUUGGAGUUCUGCCAUCAGGAAACACCCUGAGGGUCAAGAAGACAUUCCUGAAUAAGAUGUUAACAGAAGACACAGCCAGAAACAUUGGAAUUUCUGCAUACUACCCACUUGUCCGAAAGUCCUUCAAUGAUAUCUUGAAAGCACUUGAUAGCCAGUUUGGAAGACCACUUAUGAUGACAAAUACCCAAAAUGUUAACAAGGAACCUGAUGAAAUGAUCACGGGUGAACGCAAGCCCAAGAUUGACUUGUUCCGAACGUGUGUGGCUGCAGUACCUAGGCUCAUACCAGAUGGGAUGUCUGGCAGAGAUUUAGUGGACAUGCUCAGCCGACUCACGGUUCACAUGGAUGAGGAACUGAGAGCUCUAGCCUUCCAGAGCCUGCAGACUCUUGUUCUGGAUUUCCCAGAGUGGCGGCAUGAUGUUGUAUAUGGUUUUAUCCAGUUUAUUGUCAAAGAAGUAGGGGACACAUCUCCCCAGCUUUUGGACAACGGUGUCAGAAUGUUGCUACAGAUACUCACAGCCUGGAAGAACGCUCUGACAAAUACCAACACUACAUCUAAUGCCAAUAAACGUGAUCCAGGUGUUGGCGAUUUACACCAUCUCCAUCUACACCAGAGAGGAGACCACAGUGAUGUAUUACGCCUGGCUGAAGGCUUUGCAUUAGUACUAUUAUGCAGCUGUCGUCAGGCUCCAAGGAGAGUUUCUGUGGCUAUCAUGAGAGAGGUUAAGCAGCUGGCCAAAGUUUUAGGGGAAGAGGACCCUAUCAACCACCCUGUGAUUGAUGUUAUGGAUAAAUGGUGUGGCUGUGUUGUUGAGAGUGUACUAACACUUUUGCCGGCUGGUGAGAGAUCUGCAGUUGCAGCAACCACAAAUAUUGAUUUACAGUGGCUUGCUGACCGUAGUUCAUCUGUAUGGACAGGAGGCUUUGUAGAAGACAGCAGCGUGAAAAGUGUAAGUGUCCAGCAUCUACCAUGUGAAGAUGUGUGGGCCUUAGUCCUUUGUGGAUUCAUUCACCACGGGCGUGUCCUGUCUUCCUGCCCCCAAGCCAUAAGCCACGCCUGGCCUAUUGUGUACACGAGAGCAAAUUCUCUCUAUUCUAUUGUCGACCCAACACCACCCAAUGACAACCGCGCCUCGCUCCUGCGCAGUGCUACCCAGAUGAAGAAGCCAAUAAGUGAGCGAGAUGUUUACAUGAAUCUCUGGAGGAAUUAUGUUGUCCUUGCUUGUCGUGUUGUUCCAGCCAUUACCAAGACCCCUUUUAUUAGAUGUGCAUCACCCGAUAUUAGUCUUGGAUCUUCCCCAGACAGCGGAGCUGGUGGAGAUAGAGGAAGUGACCGUCAUAAUCCUGGAUAUUCAGUGUCUCCACUCUGCCUGUAUAAGCUCUUGGUGCCUCUCUUGCGCUAUGAAAGCACUGACAUGAGAGAUGCUGUUACUCUAGCUCUGGGGAAGAUCAAUCACAUUGCUUUAAGUGAUUUAAUGGAGGAGCUGCUGCCAUACAUCCGUGAAAGUAUUGACAGAAAGCAGGAAAACAUGCGGCGAAGGAAGAGACGAGAUGCUCUGAGAGUGACUUUAGUAAAGUUAUUUGAAAUGAGUGCAGAGCAAGGAACAUUUGCUCUGAGUGAAAGUGUCAUUGAUGGUGAUACGGGAUCUCUUCAGAAGCGCUAUCUAGAAUACAUGGAUGGAGCCCGUCUGUACUUGGAGAAUGAAAAUGAUAAAGAUAACACACUACAGCAGAUUAAAACGCAUUUUUGUCACUUUGUUCGAAAGCUUAUCGGCAGUUUUUCAUUGGAACAGCGGCAAACCCUCAUUCCACGAGCACUUAGGAAGGACCUGUUUUACCUCUUUGCGUCAUGGAGCGGUGUCUUUGGUGCUCCGUUUGGCUUCAAGAGCCCAGACUCUGGAAACCGCCUGCCGUCAGAAUUCGAGCUGUGUGCGCUCCAUGCAUCCAGUGCUGUGCUUUGCUGCGGCCCGUCUUUCGACCCUCAAUUACUGGCCGAUGAUGGUAACAUUUAUCAGUGGCUCGAUGCUCUUCUAGGGUCACAUGACGAAAAGAUAAAAAGCAAGAUCUACGCCCUGGCCCAGGAGACGAUCGUUCUACUGCUGGAGUUCAACCCCGAUUCGGGCGCCGUGCUCGACUGGGUGGUCGACCGAUGCUACACCGCCACGCCCGAGGUGGCCGAUGGCUGCUUCAACGCCCUCGCCACUAUAUUCUCCGCCAGGUGA
This is a messenger RNA of Penaeus chinensis, 4181 nucleotides long. RefSeq names its product protein furry-like. NCBI's taxonomy places the organism in Eukaryota, Metazoa, Arthropoda, Malacostraca, Decapoda, Penaeidae. The record is from RefSeq and is a predicted model, not a curated record. The transcript is spliced from 25 exons. Gene Ontology annotation, cellular component: cell cortex; site of polarized growth. Bases 63 to 4181 code for a protein of 1372 amino acids. Gene Ontology annotation, biological process: cell morphogenesis; neuron projection development.